GAACGAUCUUCAUAAACCCUACUUUGUUGCCGCCACUCUUGCGCCACUUUUUACUUGAGCUAGCUAAAAAAACAUGGGAAGCGAUACCGAAGCAGAGAAGUCGAUUCAAAAGGAAAAGAAGAGGGUUAUUUCUCUUGCGCCUAUCGCUAAACCUCUUGCCGGAAAAAAGCUUCAGAAGAGGACUUUUAAACUCAUUCAAAAAGCUGCUGGACAGAAAUGUUUGAAGAGAGGCGUAAAGGAAGUGGUGAAGAGUAUCAGACGUGGCCAAAAAGGAUUAUGUGUUAUAGCUGGAAACAUAUCUCCUAUUGAUGUGAUUACCCAUCUUCCAAUCUUGUGCGAGGAAAACAGUGUUCCCUACGUAUACGUACCAUCCAAAGAAGAUCUUGCGCAAGCUGGGGCUACAAAAAGACCAACUUGUUGUGUUUUGGUCAUGCUUAAACCGGCAAAAGGAGAACUAAGUGCUGAAGAUCUUCAGAAGUUAAAGACAGACUACGAGCAAGUUGCUGACGAUGUUAAAGAGCUUUCAUCUUCUGUAAUCUGAUUAGAAACUAGAAUGAAGAACAAAAAGACACACUAACAUGUGUUUCUGUUGUGCCUUGAGGGUUGGUUAAUGAAUAUGAUGUGAUUUUGAGGCCUUGAAGUUGCUUUGCACAAUUAUUCAAUUUUACGGACGAUUUAUAGUUUUAGUUUUGUCUUUUGUGGUAGUAGUUUGGAAAUAUAAAGAAAAGUUCU
Messenger RNA from Eutrema salsugineum, 732 nucleotides. RefSeq names its product H/ACA ribonucleoprotein complex subunit 2-like protein. The transcript is spliced from 4 exons. Gene Ontology annotation, molecular function: box H/ACA snoRNA binding. Bases 74 to 541 code for a protein of 155 amino acids. The record is from RefSeq and is a predicted model, not a curated record. Lineage: Eukaryota; Viridiplantae; Streptophyta; Magnoliopsida; Brassicales; Brassicaceae. Gene Ontology annotation, cellular component: box H/ACA snoRNP complex; nucleolus. Gene Ontology annotation, biological process: snRNA pseudouridine synthesis; rRNA pseudouridine synthesis.